Messenger RNA from Labrus bergylta (ballan wrasse), 983 nucleotides. Lineage: Eukaryota; Metazoa; Chordata; Actinopteri; Labriformes; Labridae. The record is from RefSeq and is a predicted model, not a curated record.
AUGAGUGCAUCGGCAGAAGGAGAUCCCCUAAUCCUACCGUCACGCCUUGGAGACAUAAUCACUUUUCCAACAGGUUCACCCCAGCCUGUCCUCACCGUGUCUCCACUCUGGCUGAGUCCUGGAGACUCUGUGACUCUGAACUGUGAGGUUAAACACCCAUCAGCAGGAUGGAGGUUCUACUGGUAUGAAGCUAUUCCCAAACUAUCUGACAACUCCUACAACUACCAGCUGCUAUCUGGAAGCAGAGAUGGAACUGAAAAGUAUUCCUUCAUUGUUCAUGGACAGACACACACAGCAGGAUAUGUGUGCAGAGCUGGAAGAGGAGAAAUGAACACUCCUUAUAGUGAACCAAAGUUUGUCUGGUCUGGAGAUUUGCCUUCAUCAGCAUCUCUCACAGUGAGUCCUGAAAGAGUGCAACACUUCACCUCUGAUUCUGUCUCACUGGAGUGUAAGGGGAACUCUACUCAGUGGAGAGUGAAGUUUCAAGAGGACAGCUUCCUGACAGAUUGCUCCCUGAGGGAUACAAUGACUGGAUCAACAUGCACAAUAGAGGAAUACAGAUUGAGAAAUAAUGUGUACUGGUGUGAGUCUGGAUCAGGGGAGUUCAGCAACGCUGUCAACAUCACUAAACAGAAGUCUGAAAUUAUCCUGGUGAGCCCUGUCCAUCCAGUGACUGAAGGAAGUUCAGUUAGUCUUAGCUGCAGAUUGAGAAGCUCAGAUAUUGUUUCCAAUGUGUUCUUCUAUCAGAAUAACAAACUCAUUCAAAAUGAUACCAGAAAGGAGCUUAAUAUCUCUGCUGUGUCAAAGUCUGAUGAGGGCUUCUACAAGUGUCAGACCUCAGGGAGAGAGUCGUCUCAGAGUUGGAUGUCAGUAACAGGUGAGUGGGAUAGUCAGGGAGAUACCCCGUGCCCUCUAAAGUAAUGUACAUACUUUCAUGCACUAAUGUUAAACAGACACUCUUGAAGUAACAUCAAGCCGGCUGA